Messenger RNA from Pseudonaja textilis, 785 nucleotides. The record is from RefSeq and is a predicted model, not a curated record. Lineage: Eukaryota; Metazoa; Chordata; Lepidosauria; Squamata; Elapidae.
AACGCGAGGGCUUCCUGCACUUCGGACAACGAAUGUCCCCUGGGUGAGGGGGAAGUGCUGGGGAACGGAAUGAAGACGGGGCAUUGCGUCCCCUACAACUUCACCAAGAAGACCUGCCAAGUUAUGGCCUGGUGCCCUGUGGAGAACGGGGCGACAUUCAGUGAGAGUUUGGCAGCAAUGGCGCCAGAGUUCACCGUCCUGAUCAAGAACAGCAUUCAUUUCCCUCGCUUUCAUUUUUCCAAAGAGAACAUCAGGGACAACAGCGAUGGCUACCUGAGGAACUGCACUUUCAACGAAACCACAGAUCUUUACUGUCCCAUCUUCAAGUUGGGCUUUAUCGUGGAGCAGGCAGGCGAGGAUUUUUCCAAACUGGCUCAAAAGGGUGGUGUGAUCGGUGUGAUCAUUAACUGGAAUUGCAACCUUGACCUGCCGGACUCCGAGUGCAACCCCAGAUAUUCCUUCCGCAGGCUGGACCCCAAAUGGACUCAGGCUUCCUCCGGCUACAAUUACCGAUUUGCAAAAUAUUAUCAGCAUGGUGGACGAAGCACACGCACCUUAUUCAAAGCCUAUGGGAUCCGCAUUGAUGUCUUAGUGCACGGGCAGGCCGGGAAAUUCAGCCUUAUCCCAACCAUCAUUAACCUGGCCACAGCCCUCACAUCCAUUGGAGUGGUAUCCUUCCUCUGUGACUGGAUAUUGCUGACGUUCAUGAAUAAGAACAAGGUGUACAGCACCCGAAAGUUUGACCAGGUAUGGUAGCAGAAGCAGAUCAGAGACUUCAUAUUUUG